CACAGAUAGAUCGUUGCGUGUGGACGGGCCUUUCGAAAAUUGUACCUUCAAACAUCCUUCUAGUCAAAUAUAUUGUCUCUGGUGUCGUCGACUGAAGAUCUUUGACUUUAUACCAUGCCUGUGCAAAGCUUUGCUUCGCAGUUGGUAACACGUGUAAGAGAACCGGAAGUUUUCUGGGGGAUAAGGCCUUUCGGCUGGAGGCUCUAGUACUAGGGAGACCAUGAAGCUAAACAAGUUGGUGUCCUCGUCGCGUAGGAAGAAUCGUAAGAGGCACUUUACAGCACCAUCCCAUAUCAGAAGACGUUUGAUGUCUGCGCCCUUAUCGAAAGAGCUUCGACAAAAGUACAAUGUUCGUACGAUGCCAAUUCGUAAAGACGAUGAAGUACAGGUAGUGAGAGGCCAUUACAAAGGACAACAGGUGGGAAAAGUUGUCCAAGUUUAUAGGAAAAAGUUUGUAAUUUAUAUUGAAAGGAUUCAGAGAGAGAAGGCUAAUGGUGCCAGUGUCUAUGUAGGAAUCCAUCCAUCAAAGACAGUAAUUGUGAAACUAAAGAUGGAUAAGGACCGAAAGAAGAUAAUAGACAGGAGAUCGAAGGGCAGAUUGGCUGCCCUUGGAAAAGAGAAGGGAAAGUAUACUGAAGAAAGUGCUGCAGCAACUGCAAUGGAAACAUCGUGAAGAGAACUGUAAUUGUGAUCGUUAAUAAUAAAAAUUUCCAAAGAACAUGUGGAGUUAAUUUCUUUAAAUUUGUCUAUUCAUUUAUUUUUGGCCAUUGAUAGAUUUUAGUUGACCUUAUAAAUUUUAGUGAUGUCAAUGUUUACAUUUUUUCUGCCUUUGAUUUGGUGUGGGGUCCCAUUCAGUAAUAUGUGAAAUAGUGAUCAGAUGAAGGAAAUUUUACAGUUAACAAUGUUGGAGGUGUCAUUGACAGUUUUCCACAUUUAUUGUUGCAUACAGUACCUUAAUAAAGAUAAAUCACUACAUCUUA
Schistocerca gregaria is the source of this 980-nucleotide messenger RNA. It is a transcript of the gene RpL26, whose product is annotated as 60S ribosomal protein L26. Gene Ontology annotation, biological process: cytoplasmic translation; ribosomal large subunit biogenesis. Bases 221 to 673 code for a protein of 150 amino acids. Lineage: Eukaryota; Metazoa; Arthropoda; Insecta; Orthoptera; Acrididae. The record is from RefSeq and is a predicted model, not a curated record. Gene Ontology annotation, cellular component: cytosolic large ribosomal subunit; ribosome. Gene Ontology annotation, molecular function: RNA binding; structural constituent of ribosome. The transcript is spliced from 4 exons.